AUGGGAAUCGAAGCCGGGGAGUCCUCUGGUGCUGGAUGUCUCGAGACGAGCAGUCGUAGAGAAGAUGUCGGUCUAGCUACCACCCCAACCAGUACCUCCAACUAUCUACGCCAGCGGUACCUGUUCAAGUUGCACUUCGAUUGGAUCACAUAUAAACAAGAGGAUCAGAAUACAACUGCUAAAUUGAAUACUUUGAUGUUCAAUUCAAUGAAGGCGAUACCUGUUCAAGGUCGUAUCUAUCAAGAGAAAGAAUCACCACAAUUUAUCGCUAUUUUCCAACCGAUGGUUCUUUUCAAGUCUCUUGCACUACUGAACCAUAGAGAUUCUUCAAUUGCAGAUGUAAAAGAUAGUAAGGUAAGUGUUGAUGGUUUGUGUAUGAAGAAUCAAGCAUCUACCAAAAGUAUCUUGAAAAAAUUCAAUGAUUUUGAUCCCAAUAAUGAGAUACUUAUGAGUUUAAUGAAAGAAAUUAGAGCUGAAAUGAUGGCUUCAAAGUUGAGUGCUUCUGAGUCUGUGACUUCAAUUAGAGCUGAAAGACUCACACUGCACAGUGAAGAAGUAGGUGCAGCUGUUGCAGCAUGGCCAGUUGGACUUUAUGGGCUUCUACUAGAUUGGAUUCAGCACAAGUUUCACCAGAAUAACAAUGAGCACCUAAUACAGGAAUUUGCUCCAAUACUCUUCCAUGGAUUCCUGGCAAUUGGGACUCUUGCUAUUACUGAACCAGAAACACCAACAUUUGCCACCUCUGUUGAGAAUAUUACAUGGAAAGAAACUGAAGCAACUGAGAAUGAACUGAACCUUAUCAAUGGUGAGUUAGAAAAGGUGCUAAGAACCGAAGGAAAGGAAGAAGAAGAAAAUGAAGAUGGAACAGUUGUUUGUCCACUACAGACAUAUCUGUUAAGUUCGGUAAUUGGAUUGCCUGGAACAACGGGAAAGAAAGAACAUCGAGCAUCACUUGGAGAGCUCUUUUAG
Lactuca saligna is the source of this 969-nucleotide messenger RNA. NCBI's taxonomy places the organism in Eukaryota, Viridiplantae, Streptophyta, Magnoliopsida, Asterales, Asteraceae. The record is from the annotation of a GenBank genome assembly.